UCUCGGAAAGCUUUUCAAAUGGAAGAGGAACAAUUAAAUUCAUUGAUCGGCUUGUAUCGCAAGCGCCUUGGAAUGCGGAAUUUGGAAUUCAUGAGUGUUUCUGGAAUUACUCAUUUGAUAGAGGCCAUGCAAUUGCUGCAGAAUCCAGAACCUUCAAUGAAAAUUCAACAAAUCCAGCAAAGGAGCUUGGCCUUUUGGAGGAAAACCCGGAGACAAGUGUGUUCUUGAUCCAGUUACCAGCAGCUUUGCCAGCGAUUAUAGGAUCAGCUUCUUCUGGAAGCCAAGAUGGCAGUGAGAGCUCUUCUAAACCUCAAGGAUCCAUGAAAAAAGUGAAGCCCUGUAAGUUGAAUGAACUACCACCUGGCCUCAUGGGCAAAAUGCUUGUAUACAAGAGUGGUGCUAUCAAACUGAAGCUUGGCAGUACACUUUAUGAUGUUUCCCCCGGUUCAGAUUGUACAUUUGCUCAAGAUGUUGCUGUUAUGAAUACUGGUGAGAAACAUCGUUGCGCAAUUGGGGAGAUCAGCAAGCAUGUCAUUGUAACUCCAGAUAUAGAUGACAUGAUUAGUGUGACUCGUUGGGUGAAGCCUCCUAUUGGUAAGGUGAAGCUGAAUUGUAAUACAAGUCUAUCCUUGGCGAUGGGAGUAGCUGUCGGGGCUUACAUUCUUACCUUAUUUGCUGGUGGCAAAGGAAAUGUUGCUGAAGCGGUACUAUAGCAAGGACAUUCGAGGUGGUGCUCAAUUCCCAGAGUCAGAUAUAGUUAAAGCUUGCCGAAGGUGCUAAAAAACGUGAUCACGAUUACUCACUUGCGGAAGAUUUUCUCGAGAUUACACCUCGGAAGACAAUUGGAGAAUUGAAGGAAUGUAAAGAGGAUGGUGAUUAUGCUGUGUAUGGUACAAUUAUGAGAGUGAUUGGUGGAUCUGAUUGGUUUGUUGCUCAAUGUAGAUGUGGCACUGAAGUUGUUCUGAAGCUUGGGUCAUACUAUUGUGAAAAGUCUUCAAAGCAUGUUGAUUUGUUUUCCUUGAAGUUAUAGUGUUGGUAUGAGGUUUAUUUAUGUUGAUUAUCAUUUGUAUAUAUUAUAAAAACAGGUAUAGAAUUAAGGUGAAAGUUAUUGAUUCCUCAAGGAGUGCAACCUUUGUCAUAUUUGAAAAGCUUGGAUGCCUUUUGCUACAUAAGUCCUGU
Messenger RNA from Arachis stenosperma, 1179 nucleotides. RefSeq lists its product as uncharacterized. Gene Ontology annotation, cellular component: RNA polymerase III complex. NCBI's taxonomy places the organism in Eukaryota, Viridiplantae, Streptophyta, Magnoliopsida, Fabales, Fabaceae. The transcript is spliced from 9 exons. The coding region runs from base 321 to 713 and encodes 130 amino acids. The record is from RefSeq and is a predicted model, not a curated record. Gene Ontology annotation, molecular function: DNA binding. Gene Ontology annotation, biological process: transcription by RNA polymerase III.